CUUAUGCCAGUGUAAGUGUGUGGUGAGGCCACACCACUGAAGACAUUGAGGAUAUACCACGAGGGAGAGACAAAACUGUUGAAGGAAGGAGUCACUGGCUCCACCUGACCACCUUGUUCCUCACACUUUCAUCAUCCUCCGUAAUACUGCUUCAAGUCUCUGCUCGGCUACCAAGGACGAUAGCAAACACAACUUCUACCCAUUAAUGAUGGAUAACAAGCCAGAGGAAUGUUCAGUGUGUUAUAACGAUUAUGACGACAAUCAGCUACGGCCUCGCACACUGCCGUGCGGCCACACAUUCUGCUCCCAGUGUAUUGACAAUGCUAUCGAGAAUGGUCAACUGUCCUGCCCCAACUGCCGUGCCCAGCACGCUGCCACAGCUGCUACUCAGUUCCCAAUUAGCUACGCUGUGGAGGCUUUUGUUAGGAAACUGAAAGAUAUCCAGCUAACACAAAAGAAAACUGUACCAGUAAAAAAGAAGUUACAUUCCCUGGUGCAGGAGCAGAAGAGCAGCAUCAGCAGCCUCAUUACUAGCUGUGAAGAGGUACUGUCCCAGCUGGGGGAGUAUCGGGGCCAAUUGGGGGACUGGAAGACUUGCCACCUCCAGCUCCAUGACAGACUCUAUGCUCUGGUAGAGCAGAACAAGUCAGCAAUGAAGCUCUUGGAACUGGAGGAUACCAGUGUGGUGGAUAUGACAACACAAGGAGAGGAAGGGAAGACUCAGCUGAAGGCCAUGGUGGGGAACCUCGACACAGGCAACACCCCACAGGAAGUUUACACAACCAUAGGCACAGCUGAUGAGUGCAGCAUGAAGGUAGAAGAUUGGCUCAAGAAGUGCCAGGAACUCUUCCCAGAUGUCAAGACUGUCCACACCUCAGUGAAGGUGCAGGAGACCAUCAGGGAGGCCCUGGAGAUGACGACCACAGAGACAGGUGCCACAGCUGACCCCGUACACCUGGGAGACUCAGCCUCCAGCAUCAUGAAUAAAGUUUAGCAAAUCACUGGACAGAUCCACCAGA
Procambarus clarkii (red swamp crayfish) is the source of this 1019-nucleotide messenger RNA. NCBI's taxonomy places the organism in Eukaryota, Metazoa, Arthropoda, Malacostraca, Decapoda, Cambaridae. The record is from RefSeq and is a predicted model, not a curated record.